Messenger RNA from Ceratosolen solmsi marchali, 3186 nucleotides. RefSeq names its product ATP-binding cassette sub-family G member 8. Gene Ontology annotation, molecular function: ABC-type transporter activity; ATP hydrolysis activity; ATP binding. The record is from RefSeq and is a predicted model, not a curated record. Gene Ontology annotation, cellular component: plasma membrane. Bases 284 to 2926 code for a protein of 880 amino acids. The transcript is spliced from 7 exons. Gene Ontology annotation, biological process: transmembrane transport. NCBI's taxonomy places the organism in Eukaryota, Metazoa, Arthropoda, Insecta, Hymenoptera, Agaonidae.
AGGCGUGGGUGAUGACGUAGGAAGCCGGGUAUCGUACAAUUUAUGGAAAUCGUCGUAUCAUGACGAGAAAGGAUUUUAUCGCGAGCGAGCUAUAAUAUUAGGAGAAUAAAAUAAAGUUGGAGAUGGGCAGGAUAUUGAGCCAUAUGUUUUUUAAUUUCAGGUCAGUAGGCCGAGUGUCAGCGCCAUAAUAAACCACGAAGACCCGAACGAAAGAAGAUAAGAAUGCAUCAUAGCCGCUUCUGAUCAAGUGGUUGUUGAACGCGCCCCGGCCACCUUAAACAACAUGGGCUCGGAGGCUUGGGAACUCGAACGAAGGUAUUCGGUGCCCGGGGCCCUCGACACACGGGGCCUCGAAGUGCCCGGUGCACCUGCCAGCGAGGACCUGCAUGCUUGGUCCAUUUACAGGCAAAACCUCAACUCGGACUUCACGGACUCGGCUCUGGGUUCGGCGGAAAAGUCGCCUCUACCCUACGGGAACUUCCAGCUGCGCGACUCCACGGUUCAAAGUAUCUUGCGGCACCCACGAUACGGUCCCCGCAGCCCCCUAGCCAACAAUUCCUACACGUACCUCAAGUUCGGGCUGCCUCGAGUCCUGCCUCCAUCAAACCUACGCUCGGGCCGCGAUGCCGGCUCCAGCGGCUACGACUCCAGUGAAGAGGGACGGGUCAGGGCCGCAGCUAGUGGACGAGUCUCUGCUUUCGCUUGUCUCCCAUCUAUGCGCUCCGCCAGAAGCGACCCCGACUUCCGCAACAACGUAUCGCCUCAGGGCCGAGACAACCAUUCGCACAUCGGUAUGUAUCAUCACCAACAGCACAAUCACCACCAUCACAUACUCAAGCCGGUUAACCGAGAAUCGCGCAUGCGCAGCGCUAGCGAGGCCAAUCUCCUGCAAACAACGACCUCGCCGACGGCAAUCAGCUUGUCUCCCCGUCCAAUGACCAACCGAAGGCAUAGUAUAGCUCCCAUCGAUCCCGGUCAUGUUUAUGAUCGUCAUCCCGCCCAUAUAUUGCCUCCGCAGUUACUUCAGCAAAGUAUGCACCACCAACAACAACAGCAGAUGCAACCGCCUCAGCAUCCCCAUCUUCAAAUGCGUGGCAUUGAAGCUAAUGGUCGAUUAAUUAAAAGUGGAGCUACUUAUCUACGAGGCAUCAACCUGGAGGCGGGAGCGGGAGAUAUCCUAGCUAUCAUGUCAACGAGUGAACGGGAAGGCACACUGAUAAUGGAGACGAUAUCGGGUAGAAGACGAAUUAGGAGAGGAGAUAUAUUGCUUAAUGGUAGGCCAGUUUCUGAUAAAACUUUAAGAUCAUCGGUGGCCUACUUAUCAGCGGACACUCCGGAAGCAGGUUUGAGUCCUGGUCUCACAGCCUUCCAAUGCUUGAGCUUUUAUCGGUUAGUCCGCGGGGCGACAGGGGUCUCCUAUCUCGAAACCGAGUCCAUCCUCCAAGAACUCGGACUGGAAGCGACGAAGCAUUGCCUCGUCUCAAGCCUCACCUGCUCUGAGUCUCGUCGACUGGCCCUCGCCUGUCGACUCAUCGAGGGCACGCAGAUUCUUAGCUUGGACAAGCCGACGCGUGGCCUCGACAUCUUCGACGCCUUCUUCCUCAUCGAAUACUUGAGACAAUGGGCUCUCAGAGCGCAGAGACUUGUCUUCUUAACUUUACAUCCACCCACUUAUGAAAUCCUUACAAUGCUAUCGAGGGUCGCUCUCACCUCUGGCGGUAGACUCAUGUACUCGGGGCCAAGAAGGGACAUACUUCCAUAUUUUGCCUUAGCUGAAUUCCCGUGCCCGCCCUUUAAGAACCCGUCUGAUUACUACCUCGACUUGGUAACGCUGGAUGAUCUAUCUGCUGAAGCGAUGCUCGAGUCUUCGCAACGAAUCGAGCAUUUAGCCGAAUUGGCCAGAGCACGGCUUCCACCACUCAGUGAUCCAGGUCCACCAGGUCCUCUGCCCUCCUCUAACUUGGGUGCAAAUAUAUUCGUCCAAACAUAUGCACUAUUUCUGCGCAAGCUUGUCUACAGUCAGCCCUGGAAUACAGCUAUGCUCUUUCGCAAAAUCUUUGUGGCUACGUCACUCAGUGUAGUGCUCGGAUCCAUUUUCUGGGACGUUUCCAAUGAUGCCAAUCUUCACCUGAGAGACAGAAUAGGCUUUCAUUACGCAAGUCUAGGAAUACUUUUUUGGCCACUUAAUUUGCUUGGUAUAGUCGAAACAAUAAAAUGUAGAGCUGGUGUCGAGAGGGAUAUCGAACAUGGCUUAUACAAUAGAUUCGUUUAUAUUGUCGUUGAGCUAAUAUGCAGUUUACCGUCCUGGAGUCUCAUCUACGUCUCAUACUUGGCUCCAGCAUUUGCCAUGACGGGUCUGCACUUGGCCUCCUCGCACGCAGCCGAUUCCGGUCUAAUAUCCACCGAUGAAAAUCUCGAGAGCUUGUGGCGAUACCUAAAUGUUGGCCUCGUUUAUCUUCUUUUUCAGCACUUCUUAUGUAUCCUCUUUACCCGCCUUUGUGGCAGCUCCUGGACCUUUUUGGCCCUUCUUAUAUCCGGCAUCGCUAUUGGGGAGACGACUCUCGGCGCGGGCCUUACUUUGCACCUGGACAAUCUUUAUCCGUGGUACGGAUUGGUGAGUCCAUUGAGAUGGGUAUUUUCGACACUUCUACCGCCUCUGCACAGCCCCGAACUUAUGGCACGACUGAAAAACUGCAAAGCUAAGCAGAUACAACGUCAGGACAUCAUCACUCAGAGCGCAUGUGAAAUGCCCGAUGGUGCAUUGGCGCUCCGAGAAAUCGCAUUGAAUAAUGUCGUUGUACAUAUUCAGGAUGGAUGGCUACUGGUGUGUUUGGGAAUUCUAUUAGUAGCCAUAGUCACAGUCUUUUUAACAAUCAAACAUUCGCCGAAUAAGAGCUCUCUUAAAAGCAUGCCUAAUAAGCCUUAGUACCUUGUGCGAUUUUUUUCUCUCGAGAUUUUCAAAUUCUAUUUGAAUAAUUUAGUCCUUUUUUCGACUACUCAAAGGUAAAUGGAUUUUAAAAGUCAGCCGACCUUGUAUAAGAUGUAAAAUGCGCACAUGUGUAGGCGCAAUGCAAUAAUGAAUAUAAUGUUCGUGCAAUGUUUAUGCUAUUCUAUAAUCUACUUUCGGAUAUGAACAAUUUGCAAAAAAUCAUUCUCUUUGCAUAGAAUGAAUUCAACUUUAAUGAA